AGCGCUUUGGUACCACGUGUGGGGAAGAUGCUCAAACACCAAAUAUUAGCAAGAAGAACUUUUUGGAGUUUAUCUACCACACUACCCCCAUUUUCUCUUUAAGAAGAAGAAGAUUGAUUUAGCUAAACUUCAUCAAGAAAAAAAAACAUUGGCCGCAUGACCGAAUCGAUUAAGCUAAUUUCGAUUAGCCGUUGUCUUCCUCAUCGCAAAAUACCACGUGUAUUCACGCCAAUUCAAGUUGUUUGAUUAUCCAUCUUGAUUAUUUUAUGUGGUAACAGUGCUGGUGGCCCGUUUCUUCAGUUAAAGCUGUACGUUGUGAUUUGUUUUUCUUGUCUCAAAGUAGCCAUUUUUUUCGUGAUUUCACGGCCACUUGUCAGCUGAGUUUAUGUUGUUUUAACGAGCCACGUUGUAGAUUGUAAUAUUACGGUAUAGUCAGCCCUUGCUGCACGUGUUCGGUCACCAGUAUCAGAGCGCGUACAGGCACGCACGCGCUGAUUGCUCGGGCAACCAGGCAAGACACUGUCUCACGGGUUAACGGAGGACCGGGACAGACUGCAGCGAGAUGGAGUUUGAGGAGUCCGGUAUUGGAGAGGAGUGCGGGGUUUUCGGGUGUGUGGCUGCCGGAGAGUGGCCCACUCAGCUGGAGGUGGCCCAGGUCUUAACUCUGGGACUUGUGGCUUUACAGCACAGGGGUCAGGAAAGUGCCGGGAUUGUCACAAGUAAUGGAGCCAGUCCGCCCACAUACACAGCCCACAAGGGAAUGGGAUUAGUGAGCACUGCUUUCCCACCCGAGGCUCUUCUGAAGCUGCGCUAUGGUAACCUCGGUAUUUGUCACACGCGCUAUUCAACUACUGGGAUCUCAGAGCUGCAGAACUGCCAGCCCUUUGUGGUUGACACUCUGCAUGGCAAGAUUGCUGUAGCACACAAUGGAGAGCUGGUUAAUGCUAAUGCCCUGCGGAAAAAGGUAAUGCGCCAUGGUGUAGGCCUUUCCACCAGCUCAGACAGCGAGCUCAUCACCCAACUGCUGGCAUUUACUCCACCUAUGGAGGAGCUGGACGCACCAGACUGGGUUGCCAGAAUAAAAAAUCUGAUGACUGAGACCCCUACAUCGUACUCACUGUUGGUGAUGUUCAAAGAUGUUAUCUAUGCUGUGCGUGACCCUUACGGAAAUCGUCCCCUCUGCAUUGGACGGAUUGUUCCCAUCUCUCAACUGCACAGUUCAGGUGCUGGAGAGGAGGGCACUGAGGGGUGGGUUGUGUCAUCAGAGUCCUGCAGCUUCCAGUCCAUCGGUGCCAAAUAUUACAGAGAGGUCUUACCAGGAGAGAUAGUCCAGAUAUCCAAGCACGGAGUCAAGUCUCUGAGUGUUGUCCCUCGCCCUGAGGGAGACCUCCCUGCCUUCUGCAUAUUUGAAUAUGUUUACUUUGCCAGACCGGACUCUAUUUUUGAAGGGCAGAUGGUCUACACUGUUAGGCAGCGCUGUGGUCGGCAGUUAGCAAUCGAGGCUCCAACAGACGCAGACAUGGUCAGCACUGUGCCAGAGUCUGCAACUCCUGCUGCACUGGGCUAUGCUCAGCAGUCUGGGCUGCCGUAUAUAGAGGUUCUGUGUAAGAACCGCUACGUUGGGAGAACAUUUAUUCAACCAAAUACCCGCUUGAGGCAGCUAGGAGUUGCCAAGAAGUUUGGGGCUCUGACAGACAACUUUGCUGGGAAACGAGUGGUGCUAAUUGAUGACUCCAUCGUCAGAGGCAACACCAUCUCCCCCAUUAUAAAACUACUGAAGGAAGCUGGUGCAACUGAGGUCCAUAUCAGGGUAGCCUCUCCACCGAUCAGGUUCCCUUGCUACAUGGGGAUCAAUAUUCCAACCAAGGAGGAGCUCAUUGCCAACAAGCCAGAGUUUCAGGACAUUGCUGGGUACAUUGGUGCUGACAGUGUUCAGUAUCUGACUGUGGAGGGCCUGGUAUCAGCUGUCCAGGAGGGAAUCGCCUCCCUCCAGGAGAAGGACAAGAUGAUCAACUCCAGUAACAAGUCCAGCAAGAGAGCGGGCCACUGCACUGCCUGCCUGACUGGGAAAUAUCCAGUGGAGCUGGAGUGGUAACUGGUGUACCAACGCCAUGACCAACCAGCAGCACUGUGGAUUUACUGCAAGCUCCCACAGCUGAUUAGCGUGAAUGAAAUGUUCUCUAUAGGCUUGAAAAGAAGUGUUCGGGCAUCUCAAUACUGCUAUGUGGGACAUUAAGAGACAUUAAAUACACAAUUACAGCAUGUGCUUUCUCUAGAGGGUCAUCAUGAAAAUGUUACUUAUAAUGUGGUUGCAGACUCACCUUGCUGCAGUGCUAUAGAAAUCUACCGUGUGUUUACUACUGCUUGAUGUCAUGAUGGUGGUAUUACAGGUGCAUGUCAGACCGCCCAACAGUGAUGCUUUUGUGUUUUUGAAGGCUACCAUGUAAUCUAUUUUCACAUUUAAAGCCUUAACACAACAGGGGCAUUAUAGAAUUUGCUGUGUCAGAAGCUUACAAGGCUAGUGACCAAAAAGUGAAAUUGUCUGUUUUCCAUAAAGUUUUUUUUUUUUUUUACCCAAAAUUACCCCCUAUGCUCUUGUUUUUGGUCUAACUGUUGGGUACUUUGUUUUCUUUACUUUGAACAUUACAUGAGUAUAAUUGAAGAGUUAAAUAAUAAACAGAAUGACUGCAAUGAAAACACGUACUUGUUUUUUUCCCAGAAACUUCAUUUUUACAUUGACAAUUUAAUUUUAAUGAAUAGAUAUUACAAGAAAAACAUGAAGCUGUAUUAACUUAGGUAAUGAUGCACCACAGCACAAAAAAUAACAUUUCAGUUGAUUAAAAAAUAAAACAUCCAAACAGGAACACUAACUAGGAUGGAAAGCAACUGGACAUACAAAGACCACUUCAAGCUUUACUAUGUUGUAACAGUUAGUUUCCUGAGUUCACACUGUACCAGCUGAGUGAAAUAAAUGUUUCCUGUGUCACCCA
Siniperca chuatsi (mandarin fish) is the source of this 2990-nucleotide messenger RNA. RefSeq names its product phosphoribosyl pyrophosphate amidotransferase (gene ppat). NCBI's taxonomy places the organism in Eukaryota, Metazoa, Chordata, Actinopteri, Centrarchiformes, Sinipercidae. The transcript has 11 exons. Bases 563 to 2095 code for a protein of 510 amino acids. Gene Ontology annotation, biological process: purine nucleobase biosynthetic process; purine nucleotide biosynthetic process. The record is from RefSeq and is a predicted model, not a curated record. Gene Ontology annotation, molecular function: amidophosphoribosyltransferase activity.